UUAUAGAAUCGUUUCUUUAACACUUCACAAAACUUCAAAAUGUCUAGCUCUGGCAUCGUAUUGUACGGCGUGGACCUGAGUCCCUGUGUGAGAUCCGUCAAGCUCGUCCUGAAGGCCCUCAACCUGAAGUACGAAUUCAAGGAGGUCAACCUGCAGAAGGGGGAGCAUCUCCAGGAGGCGUACCUGAAGAUGAACCCACAGCACACGGUGCCCACGUUGGAUGACAAUGGCACCUACCUGUGGGACUCCCAUGCCAUCGCCACCUACUUGGUGGACAAGUACGGCAAGUCGGAUGAGCUGUAUCCCAAGGAUCUGGCCAAGAGGGCCAUCAUCGACCAGCGCUUGUAUUUCGAUGCCAGCGUUAUCUACGCCGGCCUAGCCGGAGUGACUGGUCCCUUCUUCGCACAUGGGAAGACUGAAGUUGCCCAGGAGCAACUGGACACCAUCCAUCGUGGCCUAGCCCAUCUGGAGACAUUCCUGAGCAAUGGUAAAUACCUGGUUGGAGAUACCCUCACCAUCGCCGAUCUGUGCACCGGUCCCACUGUCAGUGCCCUGCGAGCUGCUGUGGAUAUCGAAGCCAGCGUUUAUCCCAAGGUCUCCGCCUGGCUGAAUCGUCUCAAUGAGAUUGCCUACUACAAGGACAUCAAUGAGGCGGCUGUCCAGGGCUAUGUCGCCUUCCUUCGCAGCCAGUGGACCAAGCUGGGUGACAAGUGAAUCCUUCACUGAGGCCAUAACUGCCAUAACUCGCGUCAUUCACAUGUUCAGUAAUUUCAUUCAUUUCCGAUAUUUUUAAGGGCUUAUCAUUAAAUAAAUUUAAAUGAAAUACUGAAA
Messenger RNA from Drosophila serrata, 831 nucleotides. RefSeq names its product glutathione S-transferase 1 pseudogene. Lineage: Eukaryota; Metazoa; Arthropoda; Insecta; Diptera; Drosophilidae. The record is from RefSeq and is a predicted model, not a curated record.